AUGUGGCCCGCCGCCGACAAGGUCCUGUACACAUCAGGGCGGUCCUCCCGACUCACCAUGAACCCUGUGGUGCUGCCCAACCCGCUGCCCGCCAACCUGGGCGACCAUGUCCGCGAUAUUUACCGCCGCCACUUUGCCCACGAGCUCGCCCUGGGCACCGUCAAGCCCCUGGUCAUCCCCCACGGCGUCCUGGUCACCUUCGGCCUCCCAAUCCUCUACCUCGCCAUACCCCACCGGAACCGCCCAUGGCUGUUCAGGGCCCGCUACCUGCUCAUGUUUUACAUUAUCGUGUUCAACCUACGCGAGACCUUCAUGACCACAAGUCCUAACUUUGCUGUGGGCUAUGCCGUGGGCCUUAUGCAGGCAUGGGGCAUUGUUUGGAAUAUGACGCUGCUUAUCCUCAUGAGGCCGCAGUUUGAUGCCGAGCGGGUGGAGAUACGACCGGUGCGGGCGACGCCGGUGGCUUCAGGGGCAGCGAAUGGGGCCACGAAUGGCCAUGUGCGGAUAUCAGAUUCCAAGGAGAACGUUCGCCCUGUACAGAACGGCAAUGCGAACGCGGUCACCAAGGUCAAUGGAACUUCGAAGGCGCCAGCACACUCAGCCAAAAGUACGGGGGACAAAUCGGCCGAUGCACCCGAUGAGGACAUUGCAAAGAGCCUCGAUGAGGGAUACGAGUACUACUGGCAGGACUACCCGGAAGACGCCCCCUUUCUGACCCGGCUGGAGUGGUCAUUCGACCUCUUCACCUCCUUCCGCGGUACCGGCUGGAACUGGUCCGUUCCAGUGAUCCCGCAUUUUGCCAAACCCGACAAGCCGCACUCGGCCGCACUGGCUGACCUAGAGUCUAUCCCCAUGUCCACAAAGCAGGGCUACCACCGGUUUGCUACCCGGCGGUCAUGGCUCCGCAGCGAGCUCCUACCCAUCAUCGUGGGCUACCUGGCCCUGGACGCGUUCAGCGUGCUGAUGAUGAAAGACCCGUACUUCAUUCUGGGCCCUGAGUACACAGCAUCCACGGUCCCGGUCCCGCUCCCUCCUCUGCUCGCGGCCCUGCCCCCCUGGCUCCUCUUCACUUACCGCUCCCUGACCGGCUUCCUGGCCGUCAUGGCGGCCAUCAGCACGAUCAUGAAGCUAUGGCAACUGAUUUGCGCCUUCCCCCUGCGCGGCCUGCUCGGCGCCCGCGCCGACCUCUGGCACUACCCGACCCUGUACGGCUCCUUCACCAGCAACGUCCUCGACAAGGGCCUGGCGGGUUUCUGGGGCGGCUGGUGGCACCAGACGUUCCGCGUGGCCUUCAGCGCCCCGGGAGCAUGGCUCGCCCGCCGCGGGAUCCUGGCCGACCGCCACUCGCCCGCCGCAAAGGCCGCCGCGGGCUUCUUCGCCUUCGCCCAGAGCGGCUUCCUCCACUCCCUCGGCAGCGCCAGCUGCCUGCCGCCCAGCCUGCCCUGGGCCCCGCCGAUCUUCUUCAUGCUGUCGUGGGUGGGCAUCCUACUGCAGACCGCGGUGUGCGGCGCCGCGCGGCCCGUCACGCGCAGCCUGCCGCGCUGGGCGAGAAGGGCUGGGAAUUUCGCGUUUGUUUUCGUCUGGCUCAACGCCACGCAGUACUGGAUGCUCGACGACAUUGCGCGCUCGGGCAUCUGGCUGCUCGAGCCCGUGCCCGCCUCGCUGUUCAGGGCGCUCGGGCUGGGCGGGCCCGGCGACCACUGGUGGAGGUGGACCUGGGCUGAGCUGCCUCGCCGGUACGCUGGGGCGCACUGGUGGGAGGGUGGGAUCGCGUUGUGA
Messenger RNA from Diaporthe amygdali, 1779 nucleotides. RefSeq lists its product as uncharacterized. Lineage: Eukaryota; Fungi; Ascomycota; Sordariomycetes; Diaporthales; Diaporthaceae. The transcript has a single exon. Gene Ontology annotation, biological process: lipid metabolic process. Bases 1 to 1779 code for a protein of 592 amino acids. The record is from RefSeq and is a predicted model, not a curated record.